AGCGAAUGACGCAGUUUGGCGUCCGUGAGGGCGGGGCGGGGCAGCGGAGAGCAGCAGUGUAGGAAAAGAGGAGGAAGCAGCGAGGAUGGCGGAGUCACACCUCUGAAGAAAAUUAUUAAUGGAUUUCUAAAACCUUGGUGACCUUUUGAGCCAUAAGGAAUUCCACAAGUUUUACCUAAAAGUCCCGGGAUUGUAUGCAGCUUCAGUGCUCAAGCAUGUGGCCCAUGGAUGCCACAGUCCAGUUUCGUCAAAGGAUUUUUAACUCCAAAAGAAACAAUUGAAAAGUGCUCAAGUUUUCAAGCAAAGACAAAGAUAAACGUGUGGUCCUGCACAGGGAUGUUUGCUUUAAAGCCUCCUCAGCUGUCCAGUCCCUUUUUUUCCUGAAUAAGUAACCUGACGAAAAAGUCCCAUGAGCAACUCUGCAGGACGCCCGAUAACGUCGACAUGAGUAGUACUUUAGGAAAAGAAAAGGAUUCAAAAGAAAAGGACCCUAAAAGUGGUUCGGGAGGUAAAGAAAGGGAAAAGGAGGCCAAGGCUCUGGCAGGCCUGGUCAAGGAUGGAGGCAAAGAAACAAAGACCAAAGGGAAAGAAGCCAAAGAAGGUAAAAAGGACACCAGCAGCUCAGCACCGGGUGUUGCCUUCUCUGUUGACAAUACGAUAAAGCGGCCAAACCCAGCACCAGGUACACGCAAGAAGUCUAGCAAUGCUGAGGUGAUUAAGGAGCUUAACAAGUGCCGGGAGGAAAAUUCCAUGAGAUUGGAUCUAUCUAAACGCUCUAUUCACAUGCUGCCCACCUCCGUUAAGGAGCUGACGCAGCUGGCUGAACUCUACCUAUACAGCAACAAGCUGCAGAGCCUACCACCUGAAGUGGGAUGCCUCUCAGGCCUGGUCACUUUAGCUCUGAGCGAGAACUCUUUAACCAGCUUGCCUGACUCACUGGACUCCCUUAAGAAGCUUCAAAUGCUCGAUCUUCGGCACAACAAGCUGAGAGAGAUCCCGCCAGUAGUCUACCGGCUGAAGUCUCUGAAAACGCUCUACCUACGCUUCAACCGCAUCACAACGGUGGAGAAGGACAUCCGAAAUCUUUCCAAGCUCACAACACUCAGCAUCCGGGAAAACAAGUUCAAGCAGCUUCCCGCAGAGAUAGGGGAACUCUGCAACCUCAGUACUCUGGAUGUUGCCCAUAAUCAGUUGGAGCACUUACCGAAGGAGAUUGGGAAUUGCACACAGAUAACCAACCUAGAUUUGCAGCACAAUGAGCUCUUAGACCUCCCAGAGACCAUAGGAAAUUUUGCCAGCAUAAACCGCUUAGGUCUGAGAUACAACAGAUUGUCAGCUAUCCCCAGAUCGUUAGCCAAAUGUCGAGAACUGGAAGAGCUAAAUCUCGAAAACAAUAACAUAUCAGUGUUACCGGAGGGCCUCCUGUCGAGUUUGGUCAAGCUGACUAGUCUGACGCUAGCAAGGAACUGCUUCCAGUCAUACCCAGUGGGCGGACCCUCCCAGUUUUCGACCAUCUACUCGCUCAACAUGGAGCACAACCGUAUCAACAAGAUCCCAUUUGGAAUCUUCUUUAAGGCCAACGUUUUAAGCAAGCUUAACAUGAAGGACAACCAGUUAACUUCUCUGCCAUUGGACUUUGGCACAUGGAACAACAUGGUGGAGCUUAACCUAGCUACCAAUCAGCUGACUAAGAUUCCAGAGGAUAUUUGCGGCCUGGUGUCUCUGGAGGUGUUAAUAUUGUCAAAUAAUCUUCUGAAGAAGUUACCACAUGGUAUUGGCAAUUUAAGGAAGCUUCGAGAGCUUGACUUGGAGGAAAACAAGUUGGAAUCACUCCCCAACGAAAUUGCUUAUCUCAAAGAAUUACAGAAAUUGGUGUUAACGAAUAAUCAGCUGACGACAUUACCAAGAGGAAUUGGCCACCUCACCAACCUGACUCAUCUGGGUUUGGGGGAGAACCUGCUACAACAUCUUCCUGAGGAGAUUGGCACACUGGAGAACCUGGAGGAAUUGUACCUCAAUGACAACCCCAACCUGCACAGCCUCCCCUUCGAGCUGGCCCUGUGCAGCAAGCUGUCCAUCAUGAGCAUCGAGAAUUGUCCCCUCAGCCACCUUCCACCCCAGAUCGUGGCUGGGGGCCCCUCCUUCAUCAUCCAGUUCCUCAAGAUGCAGGGACCCUACCGUGCCAUGGUCUGAGGCCAGAGCCCCCUACCCCCAUCGCUUGCUCUGCACCCUCAUGCCUGCCUGCCCGCCCGCCCCAUUCCGUGUAUCAUACACUGUAAAGUAGUCGCCCCCCCUCGCCAUCAAUGUCGGGGGUGGUGCCACAGAAGAAGAGGUGGGUGGAGAAGAGACUCUUUCUCUCAGUCUUUGGGCGGACACAAGGAGAAGCAAUGGAGACUCUACAUUGUUCCACUUUAAUACCCUCCGCUCAUCUUUUCAUUCCGAAUCGAGGAACAUAUUUCCAUCUCUUUGCCAAAACUGAAGAUAUAUGAAUUUAUAUGUAUACAUGUGUGUGUGUGUGUAUGUAUAUAUAUAUAUAUAAUAUAUAUAUAUAUAUAUAUAUAUAUAUAUAUAUAUGUAUAUAUACACACACAUAAAUAUGUGUAUAUAUGUAUAUGUGUGUGUCUAUCUACAUAUAUACAUACAUAUGUAUAUAUAAUAUAUGUACAUAUAUAAUAUAUGUCUGUGUGUAUAUAUACAUAUACAUAUAUAACAUAUAUAUAUAUAUACAUAUAUAACAUAUAUAUAUAUAUAUAUAUAUAUAUGUAACUGUGAGCUAAGUGGCGAGUCUUCUAAUUAUACAAAGCGUGCUCCCAUUGCCAACAUAUUUACAGUAAUUACAAGCAUCGACUACGUCAGCAAGGAUAUGCAAAAAACAAAACACGUCUUUGGAACUUCACAUUUACUGCUGCUGCCAUAAUUUAAUGUGUCAUUUUUUUUGUAAUAUAUAUUUUAUUUUUUACAUAAUCAUUUCUCACCGGAGAUAACUUGCGUUAAAUACUUCUUGACCGUAAAGAACAAAGGUCUAAUGAUGGCGUGUUUAUAGUUUUUGUACUGUUUUUUUUUGUUUUUUUUUAAAUAUAAUUUUUGAUUUCUUUUUUUCUUUUUUUUUUUUUAAUUGUGCCUAUGUUUAGAAAUGAACCACUGGAUCAUUCUAAACACUAUUGUCCAUGAGAAUACAAAGACAUAAAUUAUUUCAAUUUUUUUUUUUUUUAUUACUGCUGUUUUUAACUUUCGUGUUGCUGUUGGAUCGAUUUGGUCCAGCGAUAUCAUCACUUACGAAAUGGGGCGAUUAGUGGUGUUUUUCAAAACAGAUUGCAGCAGUAGUUGUACAAUGUAAAGCUAGUAACGUAUACAUAUGAGAAAUACAAAUCAAAAGGAAAAAAAAAAAGUUGGACUUUUCUCCAGUGUGGGUGGUGCCGUGUGACCCCGCCCCCAUCUGUUAUUGUGCGCUAAAAGAUGCAUCGGUGACGGGAUAAAUGAUGGAUGUUUUUAUAAAUGUAUACAAAUCCUGGCUGUUGCCUUGAGUGCAAUUUUACUUCAGUUUACUUGUUUGAUAUCUUCAGUGUUGGGCUAAUUAGCUGUCAUCCACUCGAUCAUCGACCAACAUAUCAAACAUUUUUUAAGGACUUAUGUUGGCGAGUGUAUCAGAGCCUCAAAAAAACGGUUUGAUCAUAAAACAUUGGCAGGUAACCCCUUCUUGACACCUUUUUGUAUUAAAAUCAUCAAUUUGUCUCAGUUUUUGACAGGGUUCCCUAAAAAAAAAAAGUUCCUUUUUAACUUAAUUUUUUAAAAUAUGAUCUUUUGUCCCACACUGUCCCAGUAAUGCUGCUGCUCUUAUGCACUUUUUUGGAAUAAAAACAUUGGCAUCCUCUGUUUAAAACAAACGCAGUAGCCUCUCAUCGCUUAUUUUUGAAUGGGGGCAUUUUCAUUAAGAAGUAUUUUAUCUUGUAAAUUUGCAUCACUUGGAAAGGACUGAGUUGGAACUUUCUUUGUGUUGAGGAGGUUUUAUCCUGUCAAUGGUAAAAGGAACUGUUGAACUGUCAAAGUUCCCAUAUCCUGCUUCUUCUUUCUUCAUGGCAAGUGACAUGACUUGUACUGCUCGGCGUUUUUAUUUUAUAUCAUUGAAUGUUUUUUUUCUAAAUGAUAUGUGUAUUCACUUAGUAUUAUUUCAAGUGACUGUACAUUAAAAAAAUACCAACAGUGGUAAUCAAACUACA
Molecule: messenger RNA, 4217 nt
Organism: Nerophis ophidion (straightnose pipefish)
Lineage: Eukaryota; Metazoa; Chordata; Actinopteri; Syngnathiformes; Syngnathidae
Gene: shoc2
Product: SHOC2 leucine rich repeat scaffold protein
Exons: 9
Coding region: 445-2193 (582 amino acids)
Molecular function (GO): protein binding
Source: RefSeq, a predicted model, not a curated record